Cervus elaphus (red deer) is the source of this 1036-nucleotide messenger RNA. Its product is annotated as translation initiation factor IF-2-like. Lineage: Eukaryota; Metazoa; Chordata; Mammalia; Artiodactyla; Cervidae. The coding region runs from base 1 to 1014 and encodes 337 amino acids. The transcript is spliced from 4 exons. The record is from RefSeq and is a predicted model, not a curated record.
AUGACGGUGGUUUGGAGUAAGCUGCAGAGAGUGACAGUGCCUAAGGAUUGCUUUCCUAGGGGACGGCCCGGCCUGCACGAACGGAGCGCCUGGAUUUCCCCCGCGUUCUCGGCAGUCAGCAAGUGCUCGGGGCGGAGGCGGUGGUACUGGGAGUGUGGGAUACCUUUCCCGAUCCAGGUAUUUUCGCCCGGGACUUCUCCAAGCCAGACGCCGGUAAAGGCGCAGGAGCCGGCCACCUGCCGGAGAGGUUCGAGGGGCGCAGCACGGGGCAGCAGCGACGCGCUCCGCCCGGCGGGCGUCCUGGAGGUGGUGGCGCGGGCCUGCAGGCGGGGCGGGGGAAGGGGAGGGCUCGGCGCGCGUCGGGCAGUGACGGCAGCGCGGAGGGGAGGUGCGAAGCGCCCGCCCGCCGAGAGCCAUGGCGAGAGGCCGCGCCGCGGCGCCCGCAUCAGUGCCCGGGUCCACAGCAGCGCCCCCGCCCGCCGCCCCGGGGCCCACCAGGCCGCCGCCCCCGCGUGCCCCCGAGCCUCUGACGGCCGCGCGCAACGAGUGAGGCGCCCCGGGAGAGGGGCCGCGCGCGGGAGGGCGGCGCAGGAGGGAGCGCGGGGGACCCGGAGCGCCCCGACGAGCCCCGCGUCCCAGAACCCGGGACCCCGAGCCCGGGAGCGCCGAGUCGGUGGGAGGGCAGCCGAAAGAGGAGGAGGCGCCCCAGCCGAGCCCGCCGCGUGCGCCCCGGUGCCGCCCGGCCGGCUGCUGUGGAGGGAACCGGAGCCGCCGGGCGGCCGGGACUGGGCCGAGGACAACGAGAAGGAGGCGGCCAGGAGAGCCGAUCGUUUGGGCAGCUCGGCGCCGGAGGCCCCCGGGAUCGCGCCUGCUACGGGGCCGCGCUCCGUGCGCCUCUCGAGGGUUCCCCGUAAGGAGCCGCUGCCACUGUGCCAGACCUCCUGGGGGCUGUCUGCCCGACUGCCCCAGACUCCGGCAGCGGGUCCGCCGAUGGCAGUGGGCACCUCCCCGUGAAACCUGCCAAGCUGGACGCCAC